Messenger RNA from Gilbertella persicaria, 174 nucleotides. RefSeq lists its product as uncharacterized. Gene Ontology annotation, biological process: cell wall modification. Lineage: Eukaryota; Fungi; Mucoromycota; Mucoromycetes; Mucorales; Choanephoraceae. The coding region runs from base 1 to 174 and encodes 57 amino acids. The transcript has 2 exons. Gene Ontology annotation, molecular function: pectinesterase activity. The record is from RefSeq and is a predicted model, not a curated record.
AUGUACUCUACCCUCAACAACCACAUCAAUCCUGCUGGUUGGUCUCAAUGGAGUAACUCGAGUCCCAAUACUUCUGGUGUGACUUUUGCCGAAUACAGCAACAAUGGCCCCAUCUCUCAAUACAGUGCAGCCAAGGUAUUUGGUUCCACUUUUUGGAUUGAUUCCUCAGGUUAA